AUGGGUCAACAUUGUAUGGUUAUCAGCGGUGAAUGGAGGUGUUCUCCAGAUGUCAAAUGGGGAUUCCUUAUCGACAAGCAACGCAUGUCCCGCGUCGUCACGUUUCAAGACGGGAUGAGUAUCGAGGAGCUGAAGAACAACGUUUUCCGAGAAUUCUUUCCCGACGGCGUCUGUGCGAUGUCUGUCGAUAUAAGCUACUGGCCACCUAACACGAACGAGCUUGCAACUGGGAUUACCACCCCUCCGGUAAUGGUAACAAGCGCGCCUUCCAUAUCAUAUUUCUGCCAGCACCAUAGUGUCAAGUGUUCGAUGAACUUGUUCGCUACCUUUGUCAACCGACCCACGUCCACCCCAUUUCCCGAUGUUGGUCUUCCUCCCGAUGCUUACACAACCCCUAAGCCGUCAAUGAAAAGAAGCCGCUUCAGUGAUGACAUCGGCGGUGAGGGUAGGUUCGGCGUGGGCAUUGCGAAUUCAGCUGACAAUGGGUCCUCGGUCGGUUCGCGGAAACCUCCUGCCGAUUUCGACGAUGAAGUUCUCGUCAGACACAUGGAGAGAGUAGAAAACGUUCUGGGCAGCGGAAGCCAUACGAAGAAAGAUCUCUACGACCUGAACACAUAUUCCGAGCAGAGUGUUCAAGAAAGCAUGGACGAUAUCAGCAGCGGCAUUGGGGCGAGGGACGACAGAUUCAACAACCCAAACACCAGUUUAGGGGGUAGUGUUCUCAACGACGUGGAUAAGAUGGCAUCCGGUCCUGCUGGAAAAGAUUUUCCAUUCGAACCCCCGAACACGCGACCGGGGACACGUGUUCAGGAUACUCUCGACGAUAUCAUGGGCCAUGGCAAGGAACACGGCUACAACUCUGCUAACCUCCAGACAAGGUCUGGAAAUCCUGUUCAAGACGCCAUGGACGAACUGAUUCAAGAACUCAGUGGGAAUGACUACAACUCAGACGACCUGAACACAGACGACGAAGACAAUGGAGAACAGGACUGGGAGAGCUUCGAUGUUCGUCCCUUAGGCAUUGAUGAGGAAUUUUGGGAACCGCUUGUUGACGAGGUAUACGGAGGAUCCGACGCUCCCGAUUUCAUGUGCGAUCAGGACGGUCCACCAAUUGAUGUCCCACCAACGGUUUACAGAUGUUCAACCAACAAUGCAUUCGACCAUACUGUCGUAGCUGGCGGAGACGGCGGCGUUUGGAAAACCGAAAGCAUGCCUGGGGCUUCCACGUCCUCCGCGCCAGGCGGGACUCACCACGAUGGUACCAACAGUUCCAAAGAAACGUCAGACAGUCAAUUCACAAUGGACGGCGGCAACGCGGGUUUUCCCGGUAACUGUGGACACACCCGAGCGUCUGCUCAGACCAACACGCCUGGGAAAGGCAUGAACACACCAAACGGAGGACGAACCUCCAAUACCUCGGGAAACACUGCCUAUCCACAUGGACCACAAGGUAUGGAUAGCGGAAAUGAUGACCCAACCAGGAGUCAUCGUACAUGUGGACCGGAAAAUACAUUGCCAGCCAGGACCACCCUCGGAGAGAUAGACGACGAGGAGUUUGACAUUCCUCCCCUGUUUGACGAUACGCAGUACGAGAACGCCGAAAUCCCCGACCUAGAGAUCGAUGAAUUGGGUGGGGAAGUUGUUGUUGGGAAAGUCUACUCUAGUAAGAAAGACUGCCAAGUAGCGCUUGCUAUUUAUGCAAUCAAAGGCAUGUUCAAUUUCCGCCAGACGACGACAAAGAGCAACUACUUUGUUCUGAAUUGCACCGACCAACGCUGCGACUGGAGAAUAUUAGCGGUACAGGUAAAGAAUUGCGGCUACUAUGAGAUUAAGAAAGCUAACCUACACCACACUUGCUGCAUUGAGACUAGGAGUUUGUUCAAGAAAAAAGCCUCAUCCCGCUUUAUUGCCGAUGUCUUCAAAGCCAAAUAUGGGGAUCCAGUCAAAGGACCACGAGCGGCUGAUUUACAACAACUUGUUCUCGAGGAGCUUCGUGUUGCGGCCUCCUAUAUGCAGUGUUACAGGGCAAGAGAGGAGGCUAUCACUUUUGUUAGAGGGACGGACGACGAUUCUUAUCCUGGACUGCCUGAGUAUCUUUACAUGCUCAAACUUGCCAACCCUGGGACCGUAACCAAUUUGGUCACGGAGAAAGAUGUUUUUGGCGUUGAUCGGUUUCUGUACUUCUUCCUCUCGUUUGGUGCAUCGAUUAGGGGUUUUAGGCGUCUUAGACACGUUAUCGUCAUCGAUGGAACUCAUCUCGGUGGUAAAUUCAUGGGCACUCUCCUGACAGCUAGCGGCCAGGACGCAAAUUUCCAAGUCUUCCCGCUUGCUUACGCCGUUGUCGAUAGUGAGAACAACGACUCGUGGACAUGGUUUAUGGAAAAACUGGAGAGGAUUCUGGCAGAUAGCUCCUCCCUAACAAUUAUCUCAGAUAGGUGCCCUUCGAUCAAGGUUGCUAAGGCGAAGAUAUAUCCAAAAGCCCAUCAUGCUGCUUGCAUAGUCCAUUUAGCCAGGAACGUUACUGCACGCUACAAGAGUAAGGGCCUAGCAAAGAUGGUCGUAAGCGCAGCUUUUCAAUACCAGGUCGGAGGUUUCCGGAAAAUAUACCAUGAUAUUAGGGCCGCGAGCCCAGAUUGUGCUAGGUAUUUGCAUAAAAUGGGGAUUGCGCAUUGGUCUAGGGCUCACUUCCCUGGUGAGCGUUAUAACUUGAUGACCAGCAACGCCGCUGAGCAGCUUAACAAGGUACUGAGGGGUGGUAGGAACUCACCGAUACUCGAGCUCCUCAAGUUCAUCCAAGAUAUGAUGACUAGGUGGUUCAACGCUAGGAGAAAGAAGUCGCUGAAACACACGGGUAUGUGUACGCCUGCGGUGGAUAAGGUUUUGACAGCAAAUAUGGAGGCUUGUAAGGGAAGUAAGAUAAACAUGGUAUCCAGCUGGGCCGUCCAGAUUGUUGGUCGUUUUGGCGAAAAACACCAAGUUUCUUUAAGAGAAAGGAUUUGCCUGCAGAUUUGUUCAAAGUCAGUGUCAUGCCUCCUAACACCCACAGGCCGUCAGGGAGGCCUAAAGAAACAAGAAUUCCAUCCACCGGAGAAGUCCCAGUAA
Messenger RNA from Microthlaspi erraticum, 3102 nucleotides. NCBI's taxonomy places the organism in Eukaryota, Viridiplantae, Streptophyta, Magnoliopsida, Brassicales, Brassicaceae. The record is from the annotation of a GenBank genome assembly.